This is a messenger RNA of Cordyceps militaris CM01, 12459 nucleotides long. RefSeq names its product polyketide synthase, putative. The transcript has 3 exons. Gene Ontology annotation, biological process: fatty acid biosynthetic process; secondary metabolite biosynthetic process. Gene Ontology annotation, molecular function: fatty acid synthase activity; phosphopantetheine binding; 3-oxoacyl-[acyl-carrier-protein] synthase activity. Bases 1 to 12459 code for a protein of 4152 amino acids. The record is from RefSeq and is a predicted model, not a curated record. Lineage: Eukaryota; Fungi; Ascomycota; Sordariomycetes; Hypocreales; Cordycipitaceae.
AUGUCUCAGACCAAUCAACAAGCACUGCCGCGCCGCAUCCCAGAGCCAGUCGCCAUUAUCGGAUCUGCAUGUCGCUUCCCCGGUGGAUGCAAUGCCCCCUCCAAGCUCUGGGAUCUGCUCCGACAACCGCGCGACAUUCUGAAGGAACUCAACCCUGACCGUCUCAACUUGAAGCGCUAUUACAACCCCAAUGGCGAGAGCCACGGGUCGACCGAUGUCGCCAACAAGGCCUACACCCUCGACGAAGACAUUAGUCGCUUCGAUGCUGCCUUUUUCGGCAUCAGCCCACUCGAGGCCGCCGGCAUGGACCCCCAGCAGCGCAUGCUCCUCGAGGUCGUCUACGAAUCGACUGAGACCGCCGGCAUUCCGCUGGACAAACUUCGCGGCUCGCUCACGUCGGUCCACGUCGGCGUCAUGACGACCGACUGGGCGCACAUGCAGCGGCGCGACCCCGAGACAAUGCCGCAGUAUACCGCCACGGGCGUGGCCAGCAGCAUCAUUUCCAACCGCAUCUCGUACAUUUUUGACCUCCGCGGCGUGUCUGAGACGAUUGACACGGCGUGCUCCAGCUCGCUGGUCGCGCUGCACAACGCCGCGCGCGCGCUGCAGAGCGGCGACUGCGAAAAGGCCAUUGUCGCGGGCGUCAAUCUCAUCCUAGACCCGGAUCCGUUCAUCUUCGAGUCCAAGCUGCACAUGCUCUCGCCGGACUCGAGGUCGCGCAUGUGGGAUAAAGCGGCGAAUGGUUACGCGCGUGGUGAGGGCGCGUCAGCCGUCGUGCUGAAAACCCUGCGUGAUGCGCUCCGGGACGGUGAUCAUAUUGAGGGUGUUGUUCGCAGCACAUAUGUCAACUCGGACGGACUCAGUUCUGGGUUGACUAUGCCGUCGGCGGCGGCGCAGACUGCGCUAAUUCGCCAGACAUAUCUGAAGGCUGGUCUUGACCCGGUCAUGGACCGACCGCAGUUUUUUGAAUGCCAUGGCACGGGCACAAAGGCUGGAGACCCCGUCGAGGCGCGAGCCAUUAGUGAUGCAUUUGUCACUGGCCAUACCAACAAGGGGGCACCCACGGUGGAUGAUCCGCUGUAUGUGGGCUCGAUCAAGACUGUCGUUGGGCACUUGGAAGGGUGCGCGGGCCUCGCUGGUGUUCUCAAGGUGCUUCUGAGCCUGAAACAUGGCGUGAUACCACCUAACCUUCUGUUUGAAGAACUCAACCCAGACAUAGAUCGCUAUUAUGGUCCGUUGCAAAUCCCCACGACAUCGAUACCCUGGCCCGAACUACGUCCUGGAGUUCCUUUGCGUGCCAGUGUAAAUAGCUUCGGGUUUGGAGGAACCAAUGCUCAUGCGAUUAUUGAACGCUACGAUGCUAGCCAAAGCUACGCCGCACAGCAACAAAGGACCACCUCAAUACUAGAAACCCCCAAAGAGAGACAGAAAAGCUAUGAUGUUGAUAUAUCAGUUCCAAUACUUCUUACAGCAAGGACCGGAGCUGCGUUGUGGCGGACCGUAGAUGCCUACGCACGCCAUCUGAGGCAGCAUCCCGCGCUUUGUCUGGCUGACUUGAGCACCUUUCUACACUCAAGGCGAUCGACACACAGAGUCCGGGCUCACUUCUCGGGAAUCACUCGUGCGGAAACUCUCGAAAAUAUGGAAGCUUUUGUCAAGACGCAUAGCGCUCACGCUGAAUCCGCUGCGUCACAGAAUCGCAUCGGCUACUCGCCGCUGCUCAUCGACCCUAAGGAAGUGCCAGGUGUUCUUGGGGUAUUCACCGGUCAGGGCGCGCAGUGGCCGGCCAUGGGAUGUCAUAUGAUGAGACAGUCGCCAGUUUUCAGAGAGACCAUUGCCGAAUGUGAGGCGGUGUUGCAGGCCCUUCCUUUGGAAGACGCACCUUCUUGGUCGCUGUACGGAGAAUUGACCAAGGCAGCAUCCACGUCUCGAAUUACCGAAGCAGAGAUUUCGCAACCCCUAUGCACGGCCGUGCAGUUAGCGCUCGUCAAUGUUCUCAGGGCCUCGGGAGUCCAUUUUGACGCCGUAAUUGGCCAUUCGUCGGGAGAAAUCGCAGCCACGUACGCGAGUGGCAUCAUCACUCUGCAGGGUGCUAUGCAGAUUGCGUAUUAUCGCGGCUUUCAUGCCAAGCUCGCCCGAGGAACCUCUGGACAAGCAGGCGGUAUGAUGGCCGUCGGGCUUUCCAUGAAGGAUGCCGUGCAAGUCUGCCGUCGGCCUGAGUUUGACGGCCGCAUCCAAGUCGCCGCCAGCAACGCUCCGCAAAGCGUCACACUCUCUGGCGACAAGGAGGCAAUUGCAGAAGCCAUGACUAUGCUCACCGGUGAUGGCGUCUUUGCGAGAGAGCUCAAAGUGGACACUGCAUACCACUCUCAUCACAUGAUUCCGUGCGCUCAGCCGUACUUGAAGUCACUCAUUGCUUGUGAUAUCCAAAUACUCACGCCUACCCCUGGGAAGUGCAUUUGGAGCUCGAGCGUGCGAGGAGACGCUGAGCUUCUACGUAAAGAUAGAAACCUGGACAGUCUAAAAGGGCCAUACUGGGUUGCUAAUAUGGUUCAAACAGUGCUCUUCUCUCGUGCUGUUGAAUCGUCAAUUUGGCAUGGCGGCCCUUUUGAUUUGGUCGUCGAGGUUGGUCCGCACCCGGCUCUCAAGGGUCCGACCGAACAAACCUUGAAGGCUGCCUUUGGAUCUACGCCCCCUUACACGGGUCUUCUCAAGCGUGGAGCGCACGACGGGCUCGCCUUUUCCACGGCUAUUGGCAGCAUAUGGGCGCACCUUGGGCCAUCGUUUGUCGACCUUUCCGGCUACCAUUCCGUCGUCUCUAGUGAGCACAAGGACCACCAUGCUCUGGCACCUACCUUCGUCCACGAUCUACCUUCGUACCCGUGGGACCACGAGGAAACCUUUUGGCGCGAGUCUCGCAUUUCGCGACGUUAUCGUACCGGCAAGGACGGCAGCCAUGAGUUGCUCGGCCGUCGCACCCCCGACGACAACGACCGCGAGAUUCGCUGGCGCAACUUGCUCAAGAUUAGCGAGCUUCCUUGGACCCAAGGCCACACAAUUCUUGGAGAAGUCUUACUACCCGGUGCAGCGUACAUUAGCAUGGCAAUCGAGGCAGGGAGCCGUCUCGCGGUCGAUAGAGGAAAGGACGUCCGCCUGCUCGAGGUUUCCAAUGUCGACAUUUAUCGCCCUGUUGUCGUUUCAGACAGUAAGGAAGGAACCGAAACAUUAUUCACGAUACGGAUUCUCGAAGAAAAUCUCCCCAACGACACUAGUGCCGACGGACUACUCAGGGCAUCUUUUUCGUUCUACAUCUUCAACAAUGCUGCUAGCUCAUCCAUUCUUCAUACAUGCGAGGGACUCAUUGCUAUUCACCUCGGUUCUCGGUUAGGUUCCCAAGUGGAAUAUGAAAAUAGCAUGCAGUUGCCACAAAGAGUACCCUCCAGCUCCGAUUUGCAGGAGAUUGACUGCGAGAAGCUAUAUUCCUUGUUUGGUACUAUUGGCCUGGAAUACUCAGGCGUGUUUCGGCGCAUCACCCGCAGCAAGCGUCAGUUUCGGCACGCAACAGCCUUCGCUUCCUGGGAUCGCAGGGAACUCAACGACUGCUACACCAUACAUCCCGCCAUUUUAGACGUUGCUUUCCAGACCAUCUUCAUUGCCCGGGCACAUCCCGACAGUGGUCAGGUCAACUCGGCGCUGCUUCCAUCCCGUAUCGAGCGCGUCCGAGUCGUACCGACAUCCGCCAUCCACUCAAAGUCAAGUGCAGAUGGGGCUAUCAAUGCAGACGUUGACUCUUGGAUUCUGAACCAGACUGCGACAUCUCUGACCGGCGAUCUCAACGUGUACGAUGCAGACACAGGAACGCCGCUCCUCCAAGUACAAGGGUUUGAAGUGAGAACAGUCGGUGAGACGGACGCCUCCAAAGAUCGCCUCAUCUUCUCCGAGACAGUAUGGGGUCCAGAUGUUUCUAUCAUGGGGCUAUCCGAGCCUGUCCGACAUGAGGAUGCCGAUGCCACAGUGCAGAGUCUAGCUGAAGCCGGUGAGCGAGUCAGCUUGUUCUACGUGCGGCGCCUCAUGAGUGAACUCACUGCGGAGGAUAGAGACCAGGCAAAUUGGUAUCACACUCGUAUGUUGCAAGCAUUUGACCACCACUUGACUGAAGUCAAGAAUGAUACGCAUCUUCAUCUGCGCAGAGAGUGGCUUUCCGACGACUGGGCUGCCAUACACGCCAUUGAUGAAGCGUACCCGGAUACUGUGGAACUACAGAUGCUUCACGCUGUCGGUAAAAAUAUGGUCAGUGUAAUUAAGGGUGAGCAGCACAUGCUCGAGGUCAUGCGAGUUGACGAUAUGCUCGAUCGCUUCUACGCCGAUGAUAAAGGGAUGCAGCAAGUCAAUCAUUUCUUGGCCGGCGCAUUGAAUGAGAUAACGUUCAAGUUUCCUCGUUGCAACAUCUUGGAAAUUGGUGCCGGUACUGGAGCUACUACGAGCGCCGUGUUAAAUGCUCUUGAUGACGCCUUUGACACCUACACGUACACAGACCUCUCAGUUGGCUUUUUCGAGACUGCUAUGGAGCGGUUCUCUAGCUUCCGGCACAAAAUGAUAUUCAAGGCCCUCGAUGUUGAGAAAGACGUCGCGACGCAAGGCUUCGAUCUCGGCUCCUACGACAUCAUCAUCGCGGCCAAUGUCCUCCACGCCACCAGAAGCUUGGAGGUUACUCUAGGAAAUGUUCGAUCGUUGCUCAAGGCUGGUGGUUAUCUGCUACUCAAUGAAAAGACUGGCGCAGAGAGUCUACGCGCUACGUUUAACUUUGGUGGGCUCCAAGGCUGGUGGCUCGCUGAGGAAGAGGAUCGUCAACUCAGCCCGCUCAUGUCCCCCGGCGGCUGGGAUGCGCAGCUCCAAAGGGCCCGGUUCUCCGGAAUAGACCACGUCGUGCAUGAUAUACCAGAAGAGCCAAAGCAGCAGACUUCCUUGAUUAUGAGCCAGGCUGUGGACGACAUGUUCUAUGCACGCCUCUCCCCGCUCUCCGAGAUAGCGAGCCUUGCACCGACGCCAGAACCGUUGCUCAUCAUUGGAGGCCAAACACCUGCGACUUUCAAAAUUAUCAAGGAAAUGAAGAAGCUGCUACCUCGUCAGUGGAGGCAGAGGCUGCGUCUGGUGGACUGCAUCGAUAACCUCAUGGCUGAGGGUCUCGCUGGCCGCUCGGACGUGAUUUGUCUGCAGGAGCUGGACAAAGCUUUGUUUACCACCCCGAUGACUUCGAAGCGCCUGGAUAUUCUUCAGAAUCUACUGAUCAAGGUGAAAAAUCUCUUAUGGGUAACAAGCGCCCAGACCUCGAGCUCGAUGACUCCCAGAGCCACCAUGUUCCGAGGCAUCACUCGUGUCAUGAAGGGCGAGGUCCCGCAGAUUAACACUCAAAUCGUGGGUAUCGAGCCUGUCGGAUCGGCUUCCAGCAACGCAAGAAGCUUACUUGAGGCAUUUAUACGACUCCAGUCUGAUUAUACUCACGACGCGGCCAACAUCGAUGUCGACGACGCAGGUGGCACUAAUCCGCAAGCUCUGUGGUCGCAUGAGUCCGAGCUCGAUGUUCUCUCGAACGGUGCUAUUAUGAUUCCCCGUGUCAAGUUGAACAAAUCUCUCAAUGAUACUUAUAAUGCGUCUGCAAGGACAAUUUCUAAGCGGGUUGACACCAGUUACAUCCCGAUCCAAGUCAUGACUGGGCCGGCCAAGGUUUCGCUUCAACCUGUCGAUGAGAUGGUCGGACAAGUCAGCUCCAGCAAGCACCUUGAUUCAACAGUCCAAAUCCAAGUCAAAUCCACCCUACACAUCCCUCAGUCAUCGGACGGCACCAGUUUAUACUUAAUCUGCGGUCGGACACAGUCAGCAGAAGGAGCCGACGCGAGCUCGAUUUCUGUAAUUGCUCUGUCUCCCAUCAAUGCGUCGAUAAUCCAUGUUCCAUCAGCAGCAGUCUCCUUCAUUGAAGAGAGCGACUUAACCCCAAAGAUCCUCGUGCGAAUUUUCCAGCACCUCUCAAUGCAAGCCGUUGAGUUUGCGCUUGAGCGCAAAGGCCAACACAAAUCGGCAGCUUUGAUCUAUGGUGCCGAUGAAACGAUUGCCGAGCUGAUUUUGGCAAGACAUGGCCUACGUGAGAAGAACGUCCACUUUGCCUCUUCGCGCACUUCUACUCCUGAGAGCUGGCUGAAGAUCCAUCCGCUAUGCAACAAAUUGACCAUGAGCCAGAUACUGCCGUUUGGUGUUGGGGUAUUCAUUGAUUGCCUUAGUACCACCGAGUCUGAUGAUGCGCGUCGGCUCAUCCCAUCUUGCUUGCCCGCCUCUUGCACAAUACGCCCGCUGGACGCCAACCUCUUUUUGGAAAUGUCACAAUGCUCUGUAGCGGUGCUUAACGGGGCUUAUUCCUAUGCCAAGACGCAGAUGAAUCAUAGCUCUAGGCAAAACGACAGCAUCGACGUUCUACCCGCGACAGAGCUUGUUGGUAAACCCAGCCAGGCGCUAUUACACAGUGUCUACAUCACCAAUUGGCAGAACCUUGGUUCUGCUUUGCUCACAAUGCCACCCAUCAAAACCCAAGACCUGUUCCAGAGCGACAGAACCUACCUCAUGGUAGGUGCAGCAGGCGGAGUAGGUACAUCAUUGUGUCGUUGGAUGGUGCGCCAUGGUGCGCGACAUGUCAUCGUCACCAGCCGCAACCCCAAAGGCGACCCGACCAUGCUCAGCGAGGCGAAGCAAUACGGCGCCACUGUUCGAGUCGUUUCAAUGGAUGUUUGCGACAGGCGCUCUGUUGAGGCAGUUGUCGGCAUGAUCCGUGCUACCAUGCCGCCUAUUGCCGGUGUUUGCAAUGCUGCCAUGGUCUUGUGUGACAAACUCUUCCUGGAUAUGGACGUCGAUAUUUUAAACAACACCCUCGGUCCAAAGGUAGACGGCACUGAAAUCCUCGACUCAAUUUUCUCUGAGGAGGCUCUUGACUUCUUCAUCUUGCUGGGGUCAACCGCUACUAUCGCGAACAACAUAGGUCAGUCAAACUACCACUGCGCAAAUCUCUACAUGGACAGCCUAGUCGCCCAACGGCGCUCUAGAGGUCUUGCAGCAUCCAUAAUCCACAUUGGCUACAUUUGCGAUACUGGGUACGUCGCCCGUCUUGGUGAUGACGCGAAAGUGCACAGCAACCGAGACGUCAUGCGAGCCACGACACUCUCGGAGACUGAUGUGCACCACGCUUUUGCUGAAGCUGUACGCGGAGGUAGCCCGGGCAGUCCGAUUGGCUCCUACAACAUCAUCAUGGGGAUUGAUCCACCUACAAAAUCCCUAGACUCAAGCCGACGAAAGGCGUUGUGGCUUUCGGAUCCUCGCCUCGGUCACAUGGUACCCUACAGUGCAUCGGCCGACCAAGCGGUUACUUCUGAGCAAGCGGUAUCCUCGUCAGGUAGUAUAGCGCAGCAGGUCAUUGAAGCAUCUACAGAUGACGAGGCUGGUUUAUUCAUUCAGCAGGCAUUUGCUAGCAGACUGGAGACUGUUCUGCUGUUGGCGCCCGGCAGCAUCGGGGAGGACGGUGCCGGGAGACCCGUGACUGACUUGGGCAUCGACUCGUUGGUGGCCGUCGAGGUCCGUACCUGGUUCCUCAAACAGCUGCGUGUUGAUAUGCCAGUGAUGAAGAUACUAGGCGGCAGCACAAUUGGACAGCUCUCUACUCUGGCGGCCAAGCUUGCGCGGCAAGGUGCGAAGAAAGACGGCCAACAGCAAGUGCCAAAAACUCCGCUCCAGAAUGAGAUAAGCAAGGCGAGUUCAGACACUGCUGGCAAAGGUAGAACUUCUCAAGACGUCAAAACUGUCGAUGCAGUCACUCAAGGCACAUCAUCAUUGACGCCUGCAGCCUCCGACGGGGGCGAAUCCACGUCAAACCCUACCCCGAGCAGCAGCGUCUCUGAAGUAGGCGACAGUUUGCAAGAUUCCCGCCACCAUUUUUCCGAAGGCAACAGCGCUUCCACCGUGAGUAGCUCAAGCGAUUUUAAUUCAGAUCCUGGAGAGGAGAGAAACACGCGCAAAGACCUCCCCUCAGACGGUCACGCAGACACGGUGCGUCCAAGCAUAGUGCGCGAGGCGCAAAUGUCACCCGCCCAGUCGCGCAUCUGGUUCUUGUCCAAGCACAUGGCCGAGCCAGACGCGUACAACAUGGUCUUUCACUACCGCGUCCGCGGCCACCUGAGCAUGGUCCGUCUCCGCCACGCCAUGCAGGCCGUGACCAGCCACCACGAGUGUCUGCGCAUGUGCUUUUACACCGACGAGGGCAGUGGACAGCCGAUGCAGGGACUGCUGGCGUCUUCCGGUUUCCAGAUGCGACAUGAGCCCGAUUGCGAUGAGGAGCGCACGCAGAGAGAGCUGCGCAGACUUAAGACACGUGCGUGGAGCAUCGAGAGUGGAGAGACACUGGAGCUCGUGGUGCUUAGUCGUCCAGGUACUGAGGAGGAAUACUCGCUGCUCUUUGGGUACCACCAUAUUAUAAUGGAUGCAAUUAGUUGGUCUAUCUUGUUGAAGGACUUGGACAAGGCGUACCGGAUGCUGCCGCUGGACAAGGCUGCCGCUGGAUCACACCUUGAUCUGACGGAGAUGCAGCUGCAACAGGAACGCGAUGGCGUGUGGGAUGAGUCUUUGAACUUCUGGAAGAUGGAGUUUGAAACGAUCCCCGACAUUUUGCCAUCGCUUCCUGUGAGCUUGCCAUCCCCCCAGCGAGCCAACGUCGGAACGCACCGAGUACUGCGGGAGUUUCCCCGGGAACAAGGCGACGCCAUCAGAAACACUUGCAAGAGUCUCCGCAUUAGCCCAUUUAGCCUUCACAUUGCGGUCCUGCAGGUUAUUCUUUCCCGUCUGGCCGGUAUCGAAGAUGUCUGCAUUGGCAUAGUCGACGCCAACCGCAACGACCCCCGCGCGUCCCAAAUGGUGGGCUGCUUCGUUAACAUGUUGCCCAUCCGGGCUCGCCUUCCAGGCACAGCCACCCUCGCACAAGUCGCUAGGACCGCGUCUUCCAAAGCGCUUUCCGCAUUUGCGCACGGCGCGGUCCCCCUCGACAAGAUACUCGACAGUGUCAAGGCCCCGCGCCCGGCGGGCAGCACGCCGCUGUUUCAGGUUGCCCUUAACUACCGCCCAGCGACCUCGAUUGCCCACCAUCAACCACUCGGCGCUGAGUGCCAGAUAGAGCUUUUCCCGUACGACAUCAAGGAUGCGGACAAUCCGUUCGAGGUGAGCGUGCUGGUGACCGAAGUGCCCGGCGGCGGGCUCGGGGUUGAGAUGUUUUGCCAAAAGGCGACUUUCACCAUGGAUGGCAGUCGGGCGGUUCUUGAGGCCUACGUCAAUGGACUCGGCAGUUUCCUGUCCGAUACGUCCCAGAGUAUCAGCAACUGUUCAAUCUAUGCAAAGGCCGAAAUUGACCUGGCGCUAGAGCUCGGCAAGGGGCCGCCACUGCAGUCUGGAUGGCCUGCCACGUUAUCGGAGCGAGUGAUAAAAAUAUGCCAGCAGUACCCGGCCAAGCCCGCAAUCAAAGAUGGUCAGGUAGAGCUGUCAUAUGCUGAAUUACAGUCGAGAGUGGAUGAGGUCGCCAGCUCAAUCAUUUCUACAGGCUGCGGGGCCGGUUCCCGCGUGGCAGUUCAGUGCCAGCCGUCCAUUGACGCCAUCGUCGCCAUGUUGGCCAUUCUCCACGUCGGCGCCGUCUAUGUACCUCUCGACACCAGUUUACCCGAUGCUCGACACUUGGCUCUCGUGUCAAACUGCUCCCCAAGCCUCAUUCUCUACCACGCAGCUACGGCAGAUCGAGCCCGGAGACUCAGCGCCGCGCUCAGCGCGCCUGGCUACGAACCACCCCACGAGCUACUCGUCGACAGCCUGCCAUCCCCUCAGACACAGUCAGCAGCACCACUACGCGCCGAACCAGACGUUCCUGCCAUUCUACUAUACACCAGCGGCACAACAGGUACCCCCAAGGGCGUCGUGCUCACCCAGGGCAAUUUUCGCAACCACAUUGCUCUCAAGACGGGCAUUCUCAACCUGGGCCGCGGCGAAAGCGUCCUGCAGCAGAGCUCUCUCGGUUUCGACAUGUCACUUGUGCAAACGUUUUGUGCCCUAGCCAGCGGCGGCUGUCUUGUCAUUGUGCCAUCCGAGGCGCGGCGAGACCCUGGGGAACUCACCAGCCUCAUAGCGCGUCACGGAGUAUCUCUGACCAUUGCAACGCCGUCAGAGUACCUCGCGUGGCUGCAGUAUGGAUCUGACUCGCUCACCGAGGCCGCGGAAUGGAGAUGCCUGUGUAUGGGCGGCGAACCGAUCUCGCAGAUACUCAAAGACGAGCUGCGCCGUCUUGGGCGCAACGACUUGAUACUGACCAACUGCUACGGGCCGACAGAAACAACGGCGGCGGUUUCUUUCCAGACUGUCUCCCUUGAAGCAGACAGUCCCGGCUUCCCGGUUGAGAACGAUCUGGCCAGAUACGCCGUGGGUAAAGCGCUUCCGAACUACUCGAUCCGGAUCAUGGACUCCGCCAGCAGAUGGCUUCCUGCGAAUCACACUGGCGAAAUCGUCAUUGGCGGCGCUGGCGUGGCCCUGGGCUAUCUCGGCCUUCCGCAGGAAACCCAGACCAAGUUUGUCCAAGUCCGUGGUCAAGGCGAGCGAUUGUAUCGUACCGGCGACAAGGGCCGUCUGCUUUCCGACGGUACUUUACUCUGCUUCGGGCGCAUCGAAGGUGACAGCCAAAUUAAGCUCCGCGGUCUCCGCAUCGAGCUCCAAGAGGUCGAGGCCGCUGUCGUCCAAGCAUCACAAGGCCUUGUCCAAGCUGCCGUCGUAUCGCGCCGCGAGGACAUGCUUGUCGCUCACUGCACGCUGUCAGCAUCACACCAAGACGCCACCCUCGGCGAGCAGCAAAUCACCACGAUACUGCGCCGCCUCUCCACCCUCCUCCCCCAGUACUCCGUCCCUGCCACCAUCGCCAUCGUCCCCUCACUACCGACCACUGCCAACGGCAAGCUUGACCGCAAGGCCGUUGCUUUUUUCCCUCUAGCUUCGCCCAACCACGCUGCAACCGCAUUCGUCGGCGAGAAGAUGACGAUUCGCCAAGGCGAGCUGCGCCUCCUCUGGGAGCGCGUUCUGUCCCGCGAUGGUCCACGUAUCACACCCGAGUCUGACUUUUUCCUCCGUGGCGGCAACUCGCUGCUGCUGAUGAAGCUGCAGGCUGCUAUUCGCGAGUCCAUGGGCGUGCGCGUCCCGACAAAAGCACUGUAUCACGCCAGCACGCUGAGCGCCAUGGCGCAGUGUGUGGUGGCGAAGCGCGAGGAGCAGCUCGAGGAGAAAGAGGUUAACAUUGACUGGGCGGCCGAGGUAGUUGUGCCCGCAUCGAUGCGAGCGCAGGUUGACAAACUGUCCUUGUCUGAGACGACGUUGUCGAGAAGUGUGGGAAAGACCACCGGACUGGAAAUACUUCUGACGGGCGCCACGGGGUUCCUCGGAGGGCAGCUCCUCCUGCGUCUGCUGCAGGCGCCCGAGGUCAACAAGAUACACUGCAUCGCUGUUUCGAGCGACGAGCGGCAUCUUCUUGAGCAGCAGAAGAACGCCAAGAUCGUGUACUACACCGGCAAUAUUGCCGCUUCAGGCCUCGGUCUCGGUCCUAAGGACAAGACGCAUCUCGAGCGGGUUGUUGACAUCAUCCUCCACGCGGGAUCCAUGGGUCACUGCCUCAACACGUACUCGACCCUCGCCGCACCCAAUCUCGCAUCCACCAAGACUCUGUGCUCCCUGGCCCUUUCGCGCUCUCCGCCUAUCCCAUUUGCCUUUGUGUCCUCCAACCGCGUUGUACUACUAACUGGCAGCCCAUCGCCACCGCCCGGUUCCGUUGCCGCGUUCCCGCCGCCCGCAGAUGGCACGCAAGGCUACACGGCGAGCAAGUGGGCUAGCGAGGUGUUUCUCGAGCGUCUGUCGACCAGCGUCCGGCAGGCGCGAAAGGGCGGGGUCGCUGUGCCGUGGAAGGUCGCCAUUCACCGACCAUGCGCGCUGGUCAGCGACGAGGCGCCCAACUCGGAUGCACUCAACGCCAUUCUCCGCUAUUCAGCGUCCAUGAGGUGUGUGCCGUCGCUUCCAAGAGAGCGGGCCCGCGGGUUUUUAGAUUUUGGGCAGGUAGACCAGGUGGUGGAGGAGAUGGUCGGGGACGUGCUCGGGCUCGUCGCGGAGGGCCGUGAUGAGAGUCCUGGAGUAACGUAUAAGCACCACUCUGGAGGCGUCAAGGUCCCAAUUCAUGAAUUUCGGGAGCAUAUGGAGUCUGUGUACGGAGAAAGUUUCGAGAGUGUUGACCUCUCGAAGUGGAUUGCUCAGGCGGUGGAUGCUGGCAUGGAUCCACUAAUCAGUGCCUAUCUGGAAACCUUUUUGGACACUGACGAGCCGAUGAGCUUUCCGUACAUGGGAGAAGAAAUUGCGUAA